AACAAGAUGUCUGCUCCCAUGUCUGCCAGAAACGAGAAAGGAACAUUUUUAAAUCCUAAUUUUCAAUUAACCGUCGUCUAUAUUUCCCUUUAAAAGCAGCUAUUGAUUCGCUAGAAUCCUGUGUCAGAUGUGAAGAUUUUAUACCAGGCUCAAGAACCAGAAUGCAGGCUCUAUUGAAAGUUGGCCAUGGCCAGAAAGUUCUGUGUCGAUUUCUUCAUAUUGCACCCCUAAGGAGUCCUAGCAGACACAAACUACGGAAUGCUGCUUCUGUGCUUCAAACUCGGAACAUAACAUCACAGAAAGUUGUACCAAUGGAAUACUUUCCUACCACAAAGUUUGGCAGGACACCUCUUCAGUCAAGGGAUAUACUUUGUCUAGCCCAGCAGAGAUUCCAAAGUACUGUGAGAGGCAAUGAAUCUAGAGACAAAGUUGCAGAUGGUCAAGAGAAACCGGAAUAUAAACCUUUCUACCGUCUUCCAUACAUCGUUGGUCUGAGGAUACUUUCACGGGUCAAGAUAGCCCAGACAUGCUUUACAUUAGCCAUCCUUCCUCCACUCUAUAACUAUCAUGAAGCUGGUAUGGUGUCGACAUGGCAACUACAGCUCUCCAUCGGCACUGCGACCUUUGCCCUCUUCAUGCUCUACACCAUGAGCUUCUUCCUGAGGCGAGUGGUCGGGGCAAUGUACCUGCACCGAGAUGGAGACGUUCUCAAAGUCUCCCAUUUGACAUUUUGGGGGAGCAGGAGGGACACGGUUCUCCCUGUAAUGGACGUUAUCCCUCUGAGUGAAGGAAGCAAUAAGGCCGAAGAUGUAUUGAUGAAACUGGAGAGAUACACCACAAAAGACAUUCUCUACUUCACCCUAAGAUUUGGGCGUGUCAUUGAUGUAGAAGUUUUUGAAAAUGUCUUUGGUAGACCUCAAUGA
Molecule: messenger RNA, 923 nt
Organism: Strongylocentrotus purpuratus (purple sea urchin)
Lineage: Eukaryota; Metazoa; Echinodermata; Echinoidea; Camarodonta; Strongylocentrotidae
Gene: tmem186
Product: transmembrane protein 186
Exons: 2
Coding region: 162-923 (253 amino acids)
Cellular component (GO): mitochondrion
Source: RefSeq, a predicted model, not a curated record